CAUAUGAAGACAGCAGAGCAGAGGUUAGCGCGUUCAUUUUGACAUUUAUCGGCCAUGAACUGGAAUUGGAAAGAAGAUGAGUUCCUUGCUCUAAUUUUCUAACAGGGGUAGGUGUUUUUCCUUUAAACACGCCGAGUUUCAGUCAUUCGAACUGUUGUCAUAAGUUAGAGGGCCAUCGAACUUAGCUUGGUUGACGCUGAAAUACAACAAAAACGACUGCAAUUUCAUCAUUUCUUGAUUUCUCGGGUGCUUUGAAGAAGCCCUCACUGUGGAAAAUGCUAAAUUAACAUUAUAUUCUUCGGGAUGUUUGGUAAUAAGUAGAAGACUAACAAGCAUACCUCACAGUCUUUUGAACCGUUGAUAAUUCACAAGAGGAGGGAAGACAGAGUGAUGUGUCGUGAUUUAUUUACACAGAAUGAAGGGUAAUCUCGAUUCAUGCGAGGUGCUAAUGAUCAAUACCUCGCAGGAAAGUUUCAUCGAAAUUUGCAUUUUGUACGAUUGAUUUCAGGCCGUGUAACAAUCAAUGAGAACCAAUGAGGUUUAAGUUGCUCGAGUUAAAAUUGUUCAUUGUUUUCCUUUUUCUUAUCAAAUAAUUACUUUCGCCAAGAGUUUAUGAUGACGGCGACAAAGUCAUGAAGCAUGAAAAAAACAUGGUGAACAAAGACUAUUUGCAUUGCGGUGAAAGAAAAAGUAAAUUUAUUUAUUUUGCGACUUUAAAAUGAACAGAAACUGAAGUCAACGAAUUGACAUUUUAUUGUUUUUCGAGUUGAAGGCCGGAGAUUCAUUUCAAAGAGAGUUUGACUCAACAAGAGAUCAAUUAAUCAGUUUGGAGUCCGUACUGACAUUUAAAAAAAUUUGGAGGAAAUUGUUGAUUCAUUUGUUCUGGCUGAAUAACGCGGAGGCUAGUCAAAUUGCUAGCAGGUAUCUCCAACAGGUACGAUAUCACAUUAACGACUGUUAUCUAAAAGCUCUUUGAAUAUACUUCCAAAAUUAUGAUUCAAAGGCCAACAUUGACGAUCGAUGACUCAGUGUUUAGUGUCUGCUUUUUCAGUUGUUAGAUUUGGAUCUAAUUUGCAAAAAAGUUAAGCGGUCUUCCUAUCAAGACUUAUGGUGAUAGAAACUCUUUCUUUUACAGAAUGGCGGAGAGAAAAGCAAUGCCGUCCUUUAGGAACAAAAUCGCUUCUGAAGAUAAUAUCCGUAGCAGUUUACAAUCCAAACUUGUACAGAAUGGUCACUUCACGCUGCAGACGAACGCUUUUCAAAACAAGCGCAAAGUGGAGUUAUUUAUUGAGUGUACAGACCUCGUACAACUGGACACCUUCUCGAGAACAGACCCCAUGUGUGUGCUGUAUGCGAAAAGACUCGGGCAAUGGAUGGAAUACGGACGGACAGAAUCCAUACCAAACAUGUCUCAUCCAAAGGUAUACGGUCCGCAAUAUGAUAUUAAUUAUCGAUUUAUCAAUUUGUAGCACUUCGUUAGCAUGCUCAGGGCGAAAAAGAAAAAAAUCUAUUUGACUUUUAUUUACCUUCAUGCCUCUAUUUUGUCUUAAGGGGGCGACAAGUGACUGAAUAACAUGCUAAGUUAGCGAGAGGUUGAAUAAGACAUCAAAAAAGAAAAAAGAAUUAAAAAACCUGCCACCUAUAUAUUUAUAUAAGAAGCGAAAACAAAAAAGCCCCUUGCGGGCAUGAUAAGAAACAGUUUUUUUUUUCGUCAUCGUAUUCAAUUUUAGAUGUUUGUUAUUUUCAUCCCGAUCACAUCGAAUGACGAUAUGAAUUUUCGAGCAAGUUAACCUUCUACAGUUAUUAUGCGGUCGCAGUGGUUUUCCAAGAAAAAUGUGAGAUUUAUCAUCCAGUUAAUUAGCGUAGGUCGGCUCUCAAGAAAAGAUGAUUACUGAAUAUCAAAAGAACUCACCUUUAUCCCUCUAGUUAAUUAAAAACUCUGCUCCUUUUGAUCGCCAAAAUGUACUUUUUUAAUUUUUAAAAAAUAACGCAAAAAGAAAAGCGAACUGUGAGAUGUAGUCAUGUAGUUUAAAUUCUCUUUUAUUCAUUACUUUUUACGCAGUUAAACGCGUUUAUUUGGUACCUAUCGCGCUCCACUCAGGAUUAAACACCGCCAAGAGUAGGAAUCCUUUCAUUUUGAAUGUUAAACUGUCGGCGCUCUUAGAUUUUCAUCAAUGUAUGCGAUUAGGAGAGGAUAAUCCUCCCUUUGAAGCCAUAUUUUGGGGUCUUCAUUUCGAAGUUAUUAAUGUAUACUGUAUUAUGUAAAUAGCUCUCAGGUGGAGGUAAUUAUAAGUUGCUUUGUCCAAACUGUUGGCAGGCCAUGACUUGCAUUUAGGUUCCGAGUUUUUUACGUUUAUUUUACAUAUCUACGAUGUUCUCUCUAAAUCUAAGUCAUUAUUUUAGCUGGUAAAUAAUGGUAAGGUGGGCAAAAUAUCUUUCGUUCCGUUCUAGAGAAAACCCACCAAUAGUUGUUUCCGCACUGUCAUCCAUAUCGUUCGACAUUAGUAAACUCUCCGACAAUGUAAAGCCGUAUUCAAAUAAGCAACAUUUCCUUGGAAACUUCACUCUUAAAGGAAAAAUUCAAGUCUAAUACACUUGUCAAGAAACUGAUUUGCUGGAGAAGAUCAAGUUUCCUUGUCGACUUAUUUUUUCAAGUCAUUCAAGCAAGCAGAUUUCGUCUGCGACAAUUUUUUACUGAACACGGGAGUUUGACAGGCUAAAGCAGUUUUUAUCCUCACCACCAAACACAACUUUUAAGGGGAAAUCUUGUCACACAAAAUUGACUCGAUAAUUUGACUAUUAAGAAAACUUGCGGAUACGAAUUCACUCCGUUUUGCCAAUACCUAUACCCUCUAUCAUUCCUUUGUUCCCCCCUUUCUUGGAUAUUGCUCUCUAAAGUUUUUAACGGGUGUACUUCAAUCUCAAUACCACAAUAAUCCGGCCGAGAUCUGUCCUCUUCCACCGUCAGGAGUGUAAAAACAAAAAAAAAACAACAACAAAAAAAUACAAAUAACGGACGAGAUCAAAGAACGUGAAAUUGGACAAACCGAACUAAGUCUUAAAAAACGAUGUUCUUUCACCUGAAAACUGUUUUCAUGGAGAGAUAACAAUAAAUGACGUUUUAUUUAUUAUAUUUCUUUUGUUUCAAGUUUUGUAUCUUUAUUAAUUGAUAGCAAGAUCUUCGAAGAUUGUAUUUUUUAUCUCAUUUGUAGCAUGUUUUAAUAUUAUCUCUAUUUUUCUUGUAGUUUGUAGAAACAUUUAUCAUUGAGGCCAACUCUACGGUUUAUCCGAGGUUAAGGUUUUCAGUGUUCGACUUGGCCAACUUUACAUCCAAAGAUCUCCGUAAACACGAUUUUGUGGGCUCGAUUGAAAUCGAGCUCGACACAUUGUUAGAAUCAAGUUGUGGUACGUUGAUAAGAACACUGAGAGUGCCAGGAGACGUCAAGUCACGUGGUUAUAUUCACAUUUACGUGGACGAUGUGAGAGAUGAUAAAACAAAUGUUAGACUUCAUUUUGGCGCCACAAAUCUGGAGAAGAAAGGCCUUUUAGGAAAAUGUGAUUCGUUUUUUGAGGUUAAUCGACUUCUUCCAAGGAGUAAUCAUCAUCACCCAGUUUAUAGAUCUGAAGUGGUUACAAGGACAGCAUGUCCCAAGUAAGUAGAUUCAUGGUGCAUUUUUUCGUGAAUUCAUCUCAUUCCUUCCUGCGUACUUGCAUCGUUGACCCAAAGCUCACUCAUUGUCGAAGGAACCCGAAAGGCUGAUUGGGGGCUGGGUAUGAGCGAUGAACUUCAUUCCAGGAGCAGAGAGUAUACUCCUAGUUGCUCUAUGCUAAGUUAUGAAACCUUCGUCUGCUAAACGAGAAUCAUUUGUGCUAUCCGACCUCGUGUAUGGCAAUUACAAAGAAAAUCCACCAUCAAAGAUAAGUGGCGUUUCUCUAUGGGUGGGAAGUGAGGCCCAGAGCUGUGAUCUUAUUCUUCAAGUAAAGACAAAAUUAUCUUAGAAAACUGAUAUAAAGGUGGCCACACUAAUGGCCUUUUUAUAGAAGCCCGGGCUUAUUUCGUAGCUCGGAAUGAAUCGCCGCAAAGAACAACACUUUAGACAAGUGUGGUUGGUCAUAAUCUGGUGCACAUGCAAUUUGUUUACCUAGAGACUGAACCAGGUCGGUCUCUCUGACGAUGAAAAACCAAUGAUAAUGGCUUGUAAGGUGGUGAAGAAAUCUAGCUAAAAACGGAAUGGUGAAGUGAAAACAUAAAACAAAACAGAACAAAUUAAAAACGAAAACAAAACAAAAGAUGUAGCAAGCAUGGUUGUGCGAGUAAAAGUACUGACCCAAGUUAGCGUUUGGGCGAGAAUUAAUCCAUAUGUCGGCCUGGGUUACGACAAGGGUUACCUGCUAAGGGCUGGGGGUCGUGUUAAUAGGACCCGGCUUCUCCGCUUUCGCGGUUAUUUUAGAAGAGUUAAACAGCAAUCUGAAGUGUGAAAAAGGGCGCCGCUAUUGGGUUACUAACAACAUUCCGCAGCGAGGUUUUUUUUUUUGUUAUAACUUAAUCUAAAAAGCAUCAAUCCUACCGUUGAAAUUCAUUGUAGAUGGACGGGUAACUUGGUAGUUAAGAGAAAAAUUAUUGUAGGCGUUUAUCACGACAUUGUAAAUCACUUCGUUGUUGUUUCAAAUUUUCUUUUGCGCCCAAGAAACUUUCUUAACGUCUACUCGGGUUUACUCUCUACUUGCACAUGAUCAGUAUUGACCACUAUUUUUUUCAGGUGGGCGCCGUUGGAUAUUAGUUUACAGAAGUUGUGUAAUGAAAACAUUGAUGGACAGCUUGUGCUAACGUGUUGGCAUUUCUCUAACACUGGUAACCACACCCUGGUGGGGGAAGCCAAGUUACCAUUGAAUUUACUUCUUAAGAGGUAGGGUAUGAAAUAAUGUGCGAAUGUUAAAAGAAAAACAAAAUACAAAAGCAUGUGCUCAAUACCUGGCCGGUAAACCCACUCCUUAGCUGAACUAACACUGUCCCCCACCACCAAUAGCACUUCUACCUUCUCUCAGCUUCAAAGAAGCUUCACUCGGUCAAGGGUAGAGAUACGUCAGACUUAUGGUUUACCUAUGCAAUCGUUGACUCUGGUUUGAGAUCGUUGACAGGUGCUCUCUCCUCGGGAUAGUUUAUCUUCGCAGUAUUUCAUAAACAUAUGUCAGUUAGUUUUAGUAAACAAACACUGUUUAGAACAAGUAUCCCGUAACAAAAAUUGAAGCUUAUGUCAAAUUAGUGCACAAACUAAGGUUUGCUUCAAAAGGUACCGGUCGUUAAGGUUAUGUGGAAUUUUUUCAGCGUAAAGGACUUAUUAGCAAUAUGUGGAGAUAAAGCUGUAUUCACGAAAUGAUAGCGCAAUCGUUUAUCCUCUAAGAAAACUAUUUCAGCUUGAUUUUUGUUGACAUUGCUGAGGAGCGUUACAAGAGGAACUACAUGCGUAAAGAACGCGACUCCACGCGCGUCUUCCCCGCAAGGGUUAAAAUCAUUAAAAUUGACAUUUCCAUUAUUUGGUUCUCUCCACAGAGCAGUCAAACAAGUGGAUAUAGUGAAUCCAAAGAAGCAGAUUAAAAAUAAACGCUAUUCAAACUCUGGGAUUCUUCGUAUUCUACACUGCUACGUGGAUAAACAAUUUAGUCUUAUUGAUUACGUCAGAGGAAAUUGCGUCAUCAGAAUGGUAUGCGCCAUUGAUUUCACCAUUUCCAACGGUCCGCCUUUGACCCAGGAUUCCCUGCAUACGAUGGACGAGGAGAAGGUGAGAAGAUGACGCUUGUAAGGGGAUUCAUAGUAACUCCUAAGUUAAGGAUUGUGCAUCAAAGGUAGAUGCUUUUUUUUGGUGACGAACAGAACGUAAAGUGUUACGAUUGGUAUUGUUUGUCUUCCUAUCAAAAUAGUGUCACUUUUGGUUUAUGCGACACGCAUACAGUGUUUAUGUCUUUCUUGCCGAGAAAGUGAGAGUUCUCGAUAUUUACCGAAUCUUAUCAAACACCUUUUUCCAUGAUCGAGAGAAUAGACAUGAUUUCCCAAGAAGGAAGUCCUAUACUAGAAUCUUAAGAACAUGCCACGUUGUUGUUGCUAUCGUGCGUAAUCACUUUUUUUCCGGAUAGUGAUUGAAAUGGGCCCUUUGCAUUCCAAUUCCACUUAGCUAUUGCUUUGAUUACUUAUCUCGGAUAUUUUUUAAAUGAGUAAUCAGUCCCUGUUGUGGCUCCAAAGAUUGCCAUAAUAAAGCCACUCUGUGCUGUGUAAGAGUACUCUGUGAUACUUUUCCAUGGUUUCUUUGCCGCCCAUACCUUAGAGAAAAACUUCUCCGGGUUCUCUUACGAGUAAAAAAUGGCACACUACCACUGAGUGUCUAUCGUUAGCCUGUGUGGCUCUUUUGAAUCAGACUUACAGUUUUGUGUGCCCUAAGUGAAAAGUGGCUAGAGCAGGAGAGGAGAGAAACCACUGGCAGUCUUUAUAAAUCUUUCUUCUGUCUCAAGUCUCACGUGCGUUAGCUGCUCAUUAUUGCUUUAGUGCGCACAAACCCGCCAGCCACGCAAGCCAGUCUCUUGCCCUCUUUUUCGCUCGUCUCCACUGACUAAGGGUGGGGACCUUUGCCCAAAUGAGGAUGGAUCAGUAAAUAUUUCGUAAUGACAUAAGAUUUCAAUCUGUGGUUCAUUUAGAAUGAGUAUUCUCAGACCUUGAAGUCAAUAGGGAAGGUUUUAUCAAGCUUCGAGAAAGAUAAGAAAAUUGCAGCGUAUGGAUUUGGAGCCCAGGCCUGCUCAACAGGAGCGCUACCUUAUAUGUUUGCUCUUGAUAGUGAAACAGGAAAACCUGAGCUGGAGAAUGUAGAGGUACUAAUAUGAAUUUUUACUGUUCGGUUUCUCAUUAUACUCGUUACAGCCUCAUUCAUUCAGUCAGUCAGCUAGUUAAUUACUCAGUCAUUCCGUCCGUCCAUCAGUCUUUCAGUUGAUUUACUCCUUAAUUCGUGUGUGAUGUCUAGUCAGUCAGUUACUCUGUCGUUCACUUAGUCAAUCUGGCAGUCGGGCGGUCAGACCAUCAAUCAUUCAUUCAGUCAGCCAUCAGUCAGUCAUUGAGUCCGCCAGUCAAUCAGUCAGCCAAUCAAUCAGUGCAGUCAAGGCGGCCAGUCAGUUUACCGGUAACCAGGAAGGUGAGUGAGUCAGUCAAUUAAUCACUGACUGAUCAGCCAGUCAACAGUCAGUCAUUCCCUCGCCCAAAACGUCAGUCAAUAGAUGUGUCAGUGAGAGAAUCAGCUUAUCAGCUCAGUCAUCCAACCAGUCAGUCAGCCACAUAGGAUUUCAGAUUGUACCUGUGCCAAUGUCAACAUACACAUUAAUCACGGAGUUAUCUCUCUUCCUUGUGUCAGGCUGUUGUUGACGCCUACUGGAAAAGACUGGAAGACGUCAAGUUGGGCGGACCCACCCAUCUUGCGCCCAUCAUCCAAGGGAUAGCGGCAUACGCCGAGAAAGAAGUAUCCCAGUGUUCUCAGCAUUACACAAUAGGACUUGUUAUUGUUGACGGCAUCGUCAAUGACGUAGACCAUUUGAUAGACGUGUUAGUUGAUGUGGAACGGUCGCCUCUCUCUAUAGUUGUUGUAGGCGUUGGGCCCGCAGAUUUUAGAUUAAUGGUAAGAAUUUCUAACAGAUUAUUCUUUCAGCUUGUAAGAGUUUUCUUGGGAAAAAUUUUGAAUACUGCUUAUAGGAGUGUGACUAGCUUCAUCUAAAGAGAUGAACUGCUAAAGAGAGCAAAAAGAAAGCGUUCAGAAUGAGGUCAAUGUGAAGUAUAGUUGGAAGUUUUUCUUUACUUUUGAUGACUCUUCUUAUCAUUAGAAUGAACUUUUUUCAAGAAAUAGAAGACAGCUAAGAUCUAAAGGAGGAAAGACAACGAGUCGCAUAAACACAGACUUUUUGUCUCUAAGAAGACACGCUGCAAAUCCAGGAGUCAAUGAUUCAAUGGUAAGACGUCUUUCAUUUGAAGGGUUUGCGAUGUUUUAGCACAACGCACUAUAGCUAUAUCGAAAAAGUGAGUGUCUAAGGUAAAGAAAGCGGCAGCAAAAAUCAAGUAAUGGAUUGCUUUGAAAGAGUCUGAAGAUAAGAGAGUAAUGAAAGGAAAUCAUCAGCUCUGGUUGGUCUGAUGUUUCAAAAGGCUGCUCGAGUUCUUAUUUGAUCUAACUUAAACGCAAAACAGUUGUCUACGAUUAAAGAGGUGCAGUCUUUCGUAAACGUCACUUUGGUUCAAGAUGUUAAAGUAAAAAGCGAAGAUGAAUCGAGACGCCAACUUUGAAGGACAUGAAGGUAAAAAUUAAGUGCGCAUUAAGUGUGCGUAAAUUUUGACUAAGGGGAAGAAAAUUAUUUGGAAAAUCAGUUCCAGUGAUUUUAUCUCUAUUAUUAUGGGUUUAUCUAGAAAAAUCGUUGUUUGCUUUUGAUAUCGUAUCUGAAUUUCGUUUUUCAGGCGCGAGAUGUAUUUGCAAACAUUUCACAACAAAUUGUGACAUUUUUCAAGUCCAAAGGGAUAGUUCCCAACCUUCCAACGAAAAUGAACGUUAUGGAACCAUUUGACGACUGUAAUAAUUUAUCUGAUGCGUCAUCAAGACCUUCCUCACCACGCGUGCGUAAGAUUUCAUCACACAUCGCUGCCAGAUGUCCGACUUGUGGCUCUGUGAUUGACCGCGACCCAUUCAACAUGCUCUCACUGUAGUAAAUUUUGACGAUCUUAAGGGCUUUUCAAAGAUGCCCCUGAAGAACUGAAGACGUUUAAUAAGACACGCUUAAAACCUUGAUUUCCUUCACGAUCUUUGUUCAUGGCGUUGUUAAGUGAUCAUUUCCUUUUCGUGGUACUCUACUCUUUCAAAAGGCCGGAUCCGCUCUAUUCAAGGCUCUUUUCAUUGUUCAAUCAUUGUUCUUGCUUUAAUUUAAUCCAAUUAAUAGGUUUUCAUCUUCUGUUUUUUAGAAAUUUCUUGU
Molecule: messenger RNA, 8985 nt
Organism: Pocillopora meandrina
Lineage: Eukaryota; Metazoa; Cnidaria; Anthozoa; Scleractinia; Pocilloporidae
Source: the annotation of a GenBank genome assembly